GUUUGGGCUUUGCCUCCAUGGUCAUCGUCUUCUUCUGCAACACCUACUACAUCAUGGUCCUGGCCUGGGCCUUCUACUACCUGAUCAAAUCGUUUGGCUCCACCCUGCCGUGGUCCGACUGCGACAACGAGUGGAACACGCCCACCUGCCUGGAGAUCUUCCACCAUCAGGACUGCAAGAACACCAGCAUGGCCAACGCUACGGUGGGCGGGGCCAACAUGACCUGUGCUGACCUGUCUGAGGCCCGCUCACCUAUCAUCGAGUUCUGGGAGUCCAGGUCUGGCCUUCAUUGCGUACCCGAAGGCGGUCAGUCUGAUGCCGGUGGCUCCGCUCUGGGCAGCGCUCUUCUUCUUCAUGCUGCUGCUCCUCGGACUGGACAGUCAGUUUGUUGGGGUGGAGGGCUUUGUGACCGGGAUCCUGGACCUGUUUCCUGGGAAAUACUACCAUCGUUACAAACGUGAGAUAGCCGUGGCGAUCUGCUGUUUGCUGUGCUUCAUCAUCGACCUGUCCAUGGUGACACAGGGAGGGAUGUACGUCUUCCAGCUGUUUGACUACUACUCUGCCAGCGGCAUGACGCUGCUCUGGCAGGCCUUCUGGGAGUGCAUCGUGGUCGCCUGGGUCUACGGUGCUGACCGUUUCAUGGAUGACAUCGCCCGUAUGAUUGGUUACCGGCCAUUCCCCUGGAUGAAGUGGUGCUGGUCCUUCAUAACUCCAUGUGUCUGCAUAGGUAUCUUCCUGUUCCACCUGGUCAACUACAAACCUCUGACCUACAACAACGACUAUGUGUACCCAUGGUGGGGCGAGGUGAUCGGYUGGUGCCUAGCUCUGUCCUCCAUGCUCUGCAUCCCCGUCAGUGUGCUCUACAAACUCUUCAGGGCUAAAGGCACCUUCAGAGAGCGUUGGGCCCACCUGACCAGUCCAGUGUGGGGGGCCCAUCACCUGGAGUACAUGGCCCCUGACGUCAAGUCUCUGAGCUCUCUGUCGCCCAGCAUCGAAGACAACAAGGUCAUCAUCUUCGAGAGCGUCAUGUAAGCUGGACUUGGCCCCUCCCACCUGAGAACCCAGUCAGCGACAGGGUUCUAGGCAGACCGACUGACUGAUCCUGCUGCUGCUGAACCAACUGGACCUGGACUCUGUCAGAACCUCCUGGUCCCACUCCUGCAGGUCCAGCAGCACCAGGCUCUUCUUGUCCAGAGAAACCAAAAUGUUUAUUAUUUAAACCUUCAUUCAUCUCAUUCAGACUUUAAACAAAACUCCAGACGGUCCCUGAACUCACCACGCUGAUAGGAAGUCCAGCUGACGUGGGUCGGAACACGGUACCGAACACUUUGGUUGUUUUUGAUGAAACCCGUGAGAGCUGGUUCCUGAGCAGCCCUGUGGUUCUGUCUGACCCCUGACCCCAUCUCAGGUGUGUGGGCGGGGUCAGGACUCAGGCUGCCUCCUGGCGGACCCCUCGGGUCGACUCAAGUGCCAAAGAGUUGAUGCUCGCCCUGCCGGGCCGAUCCCAGAACCGAUCCGGGCCGCCAAAACCAACAGCUCCAUUUUCUGCCUCGACGACGCUGCGGUCCACGGACCGAACCUUAGCCCCCCGCGACCCCACCUGACCCAACCCGACCCCUGACAGCAGCUGGUUUGGUUCUGAUCCAGUCUGUCUCUGUUUUAUUUGGCUUUGAAAGAAAAACAAAGGAUUUUAAAGAGUUUCAGUCACAAACGGUUCGAUCUGAAGACUGGCUCAGGUUUCCUUCAGUAGUUUGGGUCCAGAUGUUUCAGGGAGCGGGUCAGCCGGGGGUCCGAUCAGAAUCGGAGGUCUCACGGUGCCGCCGAGCGUUGCCUUACAUCUUUGUCUUAAGUCCAGAACCCAAACGGUCCACAAGCCAAACCCUGGAGCCCUCCAGGACCCGCCCGGCGCUCGGCUCUGGUUUACAACCCGUCCAAUCAGCAGUCGGCAGGGGGGCGUGUCUACAACUCUGUCUCCUAGCAACCGUUAAACACUUGUCCAACGUGGGGACUCGUAGAGAAACCAGGUCCAUUUGCACAUCGCUGUCUCUCGCACUUUCAGACCAAUCAUGAUGGAAAUCAGUUUUUGUUUCAGAUUGUAAAAAAGAAUCAGAAGUUUAUUUUCUGGAGGCUUUUAUUUUGUUAAAACAUAACAGAUAAAUUUAUAGAAUCUAUUUGAGGAACUAUAUUUGAUGCAGUGUGUGACGGAAACAAAGGGUUUUAGGCUGAUUGUUGACRUUGAGCUGAAGAACACCAGCAAAGAGCCCAAAGCUUCAGGCUACCUCACUUCCUGUUCAGAUUUUCAAAAUAAACAUCUCUCAGCUGUAUAUGCAAACGCUGGUGGCAGCAAGCUGUGAGGGAUUGUGGGAAAUAUUUCUCAGCACAUCAGCUGGUGUCUGAUUGGCUAACGGCAACAAGCAGCAAGGGGCGGGGCUUUUAUUCUGAAAGGUUACUGCGAUGCAGUGUUAAAACUGGAGAGCUUCUGGACUCACCGUGAAAGGGAUUUUAUUUUCCUGUUCAAAGUGCUAAAGUGUUUUAGCUUCAGAUGAUUUUAGCUUUUUACUGUUUUCUGUUUAUUAAUGUGUGUUUUUCCCCUCAGACCUCCAACAUAACAUCAUGUUUAAACAUCUUGAUCGUUUUCAGCCAAUCAGAGCUUCUGUUGAAGAUGACAUCAUCAUCAGCAAAGAUUCCAAAUGUAAUCAGAUGUUUUAUAAUGACUUGUACUCGCAGAUUCUUUGGAUUUAAAUCAGAAUAAAUGAGCAGAAAUCUGCAGCUCAUGUUAACGAGCUGAAAGUUUUCUGAACAUUUCAGGUUUUUAAUAAAAAUCACUGAUUAAAUGUGAAGAAAUCAGAGCUUCAGGAGGGAUAAAAACAUCUUUAGUCUUUAAAAAAACAAGCUGGAAAAAUCAAACAUUUUAAAUCAUAAGAACUUUUAACUUCAUGCUAGUAAUAAAUAACUUAAAAAUGAAUCAUUACCUCUGCAGAAAUAUUUACUAAAACUGCUAUUUUAACUGUAAAGAUGAAAGUUUUUAUAUUAUUUUGGUGUUUAUGUGGAGUCGGAGGGGAAACUUCAAUCAUCAAACACUGAUGUUGAAGCAAACAGCUGCUGUAAGACUAACGGUCAACACUGGAAACACGACACUUUACUGAUUUUACUUCACAGUGGAUCAAAUGUUCUGAAAAUCAAACAACAAAGUUUCAUUUGAUUUUUAUAAAUGUUAAAACUUUUUAUUUCCAAACUUCACAUUAAAAACUAAAGUAAUUAAUAAUAACAGUAUUAAUAUCAGUAAAGAACCAGUCUGUCUCCAGCACCGACCAAUCAUCUCACAGUUUACAUGAUGAUGUCAUGAUGUGACGGUGACAUCACAGUGAUGUCAUGUUGACGUGAUGGUGAUGUCACAGCAGGGUUUAAAGAAUUUUAGUUUUACAUGUUGGAACUUCCUGUUUACAGGAAAUUUACUGGGUGGAAAACGUGAAACUAACGUGAAACAGCAGGGGGCGCUCUGCUCCGACAGGAACCUUCUAACGUUGGGCUGGAAACACGAAUCACAAAGGGUUAACGUUAGCUAACUAAUCGAUCAAAAACUGUUUGUUUACAUUUUUAGCACUAAAUGUUUUUUCUAUUUAUAGUUUUAGUUUUAUUGUACUUUUUUGUCUGGUUUACAGUUUGUUGAUUUAUGUUUCUAGAAAAACUCUUCACUAAAAAUUUAACACUAACCAACGAGCUAAUUAACAAGCUAACUAACGUGUUAGCAUCAUUUAUCUGGCUCUGAACACGCUCCAGUAUUAAUCAAACCUCGGACUGAAGUCAGUUUUAUGUUUUGUUCUAGUUUCUCUUGGUUCCAGUUGUCGAGAUAAAAAAAGACUAAAUUUUCACAAAGUUUAGUUUGAAGUUUAUUUACUAUAAACUUUCUAUAAACUGAAGCUAAUUUACAAACUUUCUAUGUCAAAGGUCACAGACAGAUGGUUGGUUUUGCUGCCGUCGAGUGACCAAUGAUUUAACAACUUCCUGUUAGCCGUUAGCUUCAUGACUUCCAGCAAAGAAAAUAAAAUUAAAAAUAACAUUUAAUGUCUUAAAUUUGUCUAAAAAUCUGCUUUAUUUUUUAAAUAAUCCACUUAAACUUCCUGUUGAACUCCAAACACUAAAUGAUUUAAUGAAACUUUCAGAAUGUUUCCUGUUUUUUGUCGAACAUUUCUACAAAUCAGAUAAAAAAAGCUUCUUGUUUCCGAAAUACAAAAAGUUUUGAACUUGAUUCAUUGAAUAAACCGUUUCUGUGGAGAAGCAGCUGAUGAUGGUUAAUUUAAUUCAGCUUUAAUUCAACAGAGAUGCUGAAGAAAAACAGUAAAAAAGAAUCAGAUCGUCAGGAUGUUUCAGGAAACAAAAGCAGCUAAAACGGUUUCAGCUGCCAGAAACAAAAAUCUGAUCCAAGCUACAAAGAAACUCGAGCUUUUAGAGAAGCAUCUGCAGAAACAUCUGAUCCGACAGCUUUUAUUUUGUAAGGUUUGUUUCCUGUCAGGUCUCAGCACACAGCUAAAAUGGACACAUUUAUUUUUAGCUGUGGGUUCAUGUUUCCAGCCCAAACGCAGCCGAGGGGCUUCAGUCCUCCCAACCGUUGACAUUUUGUUGUCUGUGUAAAAACACCGUCUUCCAUCCAGAACUUUAGCUGAUAAAGUAGCUAAAUAAAAUAACGUGUAGCUGUGAUAGUGCUGAAACUUGAGUUCUACGUUAACGAGCCACCAGCCAAAACUAAGUUCGUUAACUCUGAACCCAUCUGUGUCGACCCAUCGACCCCCGGGGGUCUCCAUGCUGUACGUCUCUGUGAUCACAACUAAAACAAGCAAUAAAUGAAAAUAUUAACAGCC
Molecule: messenger RNA, 4859 nt
Organism: Austrofundulus limnaeus
Lineage: Eukaryota; Metazoa; Chordata; Actinopteri; Cyprinodontiformes; Rivulidae
Gene: slc6a8
Product: solute carrier family 6 member 8
Biological process (GO): amino acid transport; sodium ion transmembrane transport; nitrogen compound transport
Cellular component (GO): plasma membrane
Molecular function (GO): gamma-aminobutyric acid:sodium:chloride symporter activity
Source: RefSeq, a predicted model, not a curated record